This is a messenger RNA of Solenopsis invicta (red fire ant), 841 nucleotides long. RefSeq lists its product as uncharacterized. The transcript is spliced from 2 exons. The coding region runs from base 273 to 794 and encodes 173 amino acids. Lineage: Eukaryota; Metazoa; Arthropoda; Insecta; Hymenoptera; Formicidae. The record is from RefSeq and is a predicted model, not a curated record.
AUCGCGGCAACGUCGUAUUUUCUGUAAGUUGGUAGCAUUGAUCUCACUCCUACAUCAGCUGCGUGAACGCGAAGUGUGGUCCGAGCACGUGUAAUAUAUAGACGCAUCGUUUGAGGUUAGUUUUCGCUUGCGCUACGAAAAUGCCGUAAGUAAAACGUUACAUGUGAAAAGGAAAAUUUGUCACUGAAAAAGUUUAGAAUCAACGGUUAGCACAGACAAAUACUGAGAAACGUAAUUUGAAGACACGAAUCAAAACCACAUCAGAUGAUUGUAUGGAAAAUACAAGUACUGCGGAGAAAGAAUCAACAGAUAUCGAUGAUAAACAAGAUCUUUCGAAUGAGCCUGGAUGCCGAAUCGUGGAUUUAAAAUUUCUCGAUGAACAGUUAUGGUGCACAUCUUGCAAAGAAACUUUAUCAUUAAAGAAUAUUAAACAAGAAGAACGUCGAGGCCUUGGAUCUGUUUUGUUUAUACGAUGCCAUAAAUGUUUAUUUGUUAAUCCUGUUGUAACAGGAAAGCAACACAUUCCACCUGGAAAAUCAAGACGCAACUCACGAUUUGAUGGUAAUACCAAAUUAGCAAUAGGACUGAUCCACAGUGGAAUAGGUUUCACAAAUUUAAACAAACUGUUAGCUUGUUUAAAUAUUCCACCAAUAAAUUUCAAGACGUAUAAAAGAUACGAAGCAGAAGCAGGAGGAGCACUGGAAAUAGCAGCUAAAGAAAGUUGUCAGCAUGCAGUUGAAUUAGAGCGACAGCUAACGUUAGAAAAUAAAGCGACUGUUGAAAUAAACAUAUAAUUUUGUAUUUCGUUUUACAAUUAAAUUUGCCUUCAAUUGUACAUUGA